Molecule: messenger RNA, 1794 nt
Organism: Stegastes partitus (bicolor damselfish)
Lineage: Eukaryota; Metazoa; Chordata; Actinopteri; Pomacentridae
Gene: pklr
Product: pyruvate kinase L/R
Exons: 11
Coding region: 1-1584 (527 amino acids)
Biological process (GO): glycolytic process
Molecular function (GO): pyruvate kinase activity; magnesium ion binding; potassium ion binding
Source: RefSeq, a predicted model, not a curated record
AUGGCGCUGCCCGACUCCUUCAUCCAGCGGCAGCAGCUGGACGCCAGCAUGGCCGACACCUUCCUGGAGCACCUGUGUCUGCUGGACAUCGACCAGGAGCCAAUCACGGCGCGCAACACCAGCAUCAUCUGCACCAUCGGUCCUGCGUCUCGAUCGAUCCCCAAACUGCAGGAGAUGAUCAAAGCCGGGAUGAACAUCGCUCGUCUGAACUUCUCCCACGGCUCUCACGAGUAUCACAGCGAAACCAUCAAAAACAUCCGGGAGGCGGUGGAGACGGUGACCUCUGACCCGCUGUACUACCGAUCGGUCGCCAUCGCUCUGGACACCAAGGGCCCCGAGAUCCGCACCGGAUUAGUGAACGGGAAAGUGGAAGACGAGGUGGAGCUGGAGAAAGGCAGCAGCGUCCGAGUGUCGACGGCAGAAAGCGACAAAGACAAGACGGACGGGAAGCUGAUCUGGGUCGACUACCCCGGCCUGCCCCAAGCCCUCAGCAAGGGGGGACGGAUCUACAUCGACGAUGGACUCAUCGCUCUCAAAGUCAAAGAAAUAGGUCCAGACUGGGUGGAUGCUGUGGUGGAGGCCAGCGGCGUCCUCUGCAGCCGGAAAGGCGUGAACCUGCCGGGCUGCGACCUGGUGGGCAUGAAGGCGGUUAGCGAGCGCGACGAGGCCGACCUGCGCUUCGGCGUCGCCCAGGGCGUCGACAUGGUGUUCGCCAGCUUCAUCCGCUCGGCGCAGGACGUCAAGGAUGUCCGCAGAACGCUGGGGGCCCACGGGCGGAGCAUCAAGGUCAUCAGCAAGGUGGAGAGUCGGCAGGGAGUCCAGAACUUCGAGGAGAUCCUGGCCGAGAGCGAUGGCGUGAUGGUUGCCCGGGGCGACCUGGGGAUCGAGAUUCCGGCAGAGAAAGUCUUCAUCGCCCAGAAGAUGAUGAUCGGACGCUGCAACUCCGCCGGCAAACCGGUCAUCUGUGCCACGCAGAUGCUGGAGAGCAUGGUGGCCCACCCUCGACCCACCAGAGCAGAGAGCAGCGACGUGGCCAACGCCGUGCUGGACGGCGCCGACUGCGUGAUGCUUUCUGGAGAAACGGCCAAAGGCCUGUUUCCUGUGGAGUCGGUGGCCAUGAUGCACUCGAUCUGCAGGGAGGCAGAAGCAGCCAUCUUCCACCAGCAGCUCUUCGAGGAGCUUCGCCGCCUCACGCCACUGUCCUCCGACCCCACCGAGGUCACGGCCAUCGGCGCCGUCGAGUCGUCCUUCAAGUGCUGCGCCGGAGCCAUAAUCGUCCUCACCAACGGCGGCAGGUCGGCUCACCUGCUGUCCAGGUAUCGUCCCCGCUGUCCAAUCAUCGCCGUCACCAGGAGUCCUCAGGUGGCCCGGCAGUCCCAGCUGCUCAGAGGAGUGUUCCCGGUCCUCUUCCAUCCUCUUCCUGCUCCCGUCUGGGCCGACGACGUGGACGGGAGGGUCAACUUCGGGAUGGACAUCGGCAAAGCGCGAGGCUUCUUCAAGUCGGGCGACAUGGUGAUCGUGGUGACGGGAUGGAUCCCCGGCUCCGGCCACACCAACAUCAUGAGGGCCGUGAACGUCCCGUAGCGCCGGAGGACGCUCGGCUCUUUAGAUCUUAUCGUGGUGAUGAAACCCUGAAAGCAGCAUCUUGAAUUAAACCCUCAGACGGCAGAAGGUUCAGAUGUUAUCAGGAAACGGAGGUCACGUGAAGGUCGACGACGCCCUGCCAGCAGAACCUGAACCGUCCAUGUUCUCUUGUUCUUCAGUCGUUUUUACAUUAAACAGCAUCUGAACUCA